AAAAGCUUCAGCCUUCAAAUUUGAAGUCCCGUAAAAUACAGAGAAAUGGGAGUAUUAGGUUUGCGGCGGUAAGAGGGCUUUGAGAGACUUCAAGCUUGAGGCUUCCGGUACCGUUCUGAUUUGAAAGAAGGCUCAGGUAGGAGUGGGUCGAUUUGGGUUUUGAGCAGCCAUCAACAAAAAGAAGUGGGUAAUUUCUCUGUUGCAGCCAUGGUGGGUUGGCAGAGGCAUCUUCAGUCAGCAAUCCGUCAAAUUGGGAAAAGGGUGGAAUGUAGUUACAACCCUUCUGCUAACUUCUCUUCUUCUUCUUCUUCUCGGUUAGAGGGUGUCUUGCCUUAUUUUCAAACACUUUGCAAACCAUCUGCUCCAACCAUUUCAAGGCCCCUUCAUCAAUAUUUUCAGCACUUGGGAAUUUCGAGUUCAAGGACUUUACUAGCUGAGGAAACACCUUCUCCAUCUCCAUUGACUCCUCUUCUGACAUCAAAGACUGGAAAAGAUGAAGAGCACAAGCAAAAAUCACUGACUAAACCUGAUAAAGUUCAAGCUAUCUUAAAGGGCAUCAAACAGAGUCCUAAGAAGGUUAACUUGGUUGCUGCACUGGUACGUGGUAUGCGUGUUGAAGAUGCAUUGUUGCAGUUGCAAGUGACAGUAAAGCGAGCUUCCAAAACUGUGUACCAGGUCAUUCACUCAGCCAGAGCAAAUGCUACUCAUAAUCACGGGUUGGAUCCAGACCGUCUCCUUGUUGCUGAGGCAUUUGUUGGAAAGGGAUACUUCAAAAAGAGACUGUCCUACCAUGCUAAAGGCAAAUGUGGAGUUAAAGUGAGAGCAGAAUGCCGACUGACAGUGGUAGUAAGGGAGAUCACCCCUGACGAGGAGGCAGAGAUAGCCAAACUGAAAGUUAAGAAUUUCGUGAAGCUCACAAAGCGUGAAAGAAGGCUUGUUCCUCAUAAGCUUAUUGAGACAACUCCAAUUUGGAACCGCAAAGGCAAAGCCCGUGAGCGUGAACGAAAUGGUGCCGCUGCAUGAGCAAGCUUCCUUCCCAUGCUUUCAUAUUCUAAAAGAAAGUUUUGAGACUCCUCCUGUGUCCUUGAAUCUUGAUAAUGUUCCAAGUGUGAAUGAUGAAGUGCCAGAGUAGGAAGAGCAACCUUGUCGCAGUUUCUGGUAGUGGCUGCAUGCAGUUUUAAAUAUGUUUUUUUUAAGCCAUUGUAGUUUUGAACGCUUGAUAUGUUGAGUAUCAUCGUAGUCCCUUCUUACUUGGCUUCAUUUGAGAGAAUAAAUUAUUACCCAUUCCCCCUUC
Prunus mume (Japanese apricot) is the source of this 1294-nucleotide messenger RNA. RefSeq lists its product as uncharacterized. Gene Ontology annotation, molecular function: structural constituent of ribosome. Gene Ontology annotation, cellular component: ribosome; mitochondrial large ribosomal subunit. Lineage: Eukaryota; Viridiplantae; Streptophyta; Magnoliopsida; Rosales; Rosaceae. The record is from RefSeq and is a predicted model, not a curated record. Gene Ontology annotation, biological process: translation.